CCAGCGCGGGGCCAAGUCGUCGUCGCCCGUUGCGCCCUCGGCCCCCUCCCGCUCGCUCCUCGGCCAUGGCCCCGGGGAUGCCGGGCCGUGGCGGCGCCGCCCUGCUCUGCCUCUCGGCGCUGCUCGCCCACGCCUCUGGCCGCUCCCACCCAGCCAGCCCCAGUCCCCCAGGGCCGCAGGCCAGCCCAGUGCUGCCGAUCAGCUACCGCCUGUCGCACACGCGGUUGGCCUUCUUCCUGCGGGAGGCACGGCCUCCGCCACCCACCGUCGCCAACGGCUCCCUGCAGCGCUCCGAGCCCUUCGUGGUGUUCCAGACCAAGGAGCUGCCUGUCCUCAACGUCUCCCUGGGACCCUUCAGCACCAGCCAGGUGGUGGCCCGGGAGCUCCUGCAGCCGUCCAGCACCCUGGACAUCCCGGAGCGCCUGACGGUCAGCUGGAAGGUGCGAGCCUUCAUCGUCCACCCCCGCGUCCCCGCCUCGCAGCCCGUGGCUCAGGUGCUGUUCUACGUGGCCGGCCGGGACUGGGAUGACUUCGGUGUCACCGAGCGGCUGCCCUGUGUCCGACUGCAUGCCUUCCGGGAUGCCCGGGAGGUCAAGAGCUCCUGCCGUCUCAGCGGGGGUCUGGCCACCUGUCUCGUGCGGGCCGAGCUGCCCCUGGCCUGGUUCGGGCCCCCGGCCCCGGCCGCACCGCCCACCGCCCGCCGCAAGUCUCUGGAUGGGCUGGAGCCCGAGGCGACGGCGGAGAGUCAGCAAGCUGAGCUCUACUACACUCUCCACGCCCCGGAUGCGUCGGGGGGCUGUGGGGGCAGCCGUCGGGGCGCCGGGCCCGGAGGGGGUGCCCGGGCCGAGAGCCCGACCCAGCACCCCCUGCUGCGCAUCGGAAGCAUCAGCCUGUUCCGCCCGCCCCCCAGGAGGACCCUGCAGGAGCACAGGCUGGACAGCAACCUGAUGAUCCGCCUGCCUGACCGGCCCCUCAAGCCGGGGGAGGUGCUCAGCAUCCUCCUCUAUCUGGCCCCCAACUCCUCCUCUCCCUCCAGCCCCAGCGUGGAGCACUUCACUCUCAGGGUGAAGGCCAAGAAGGGCGUGACCCUUCUAGGAACCAAGUCGCGGAGUGGCCAGUGGCACGUGACCUCCGAGCUGCUGACCGGGGCAAAGCAUUCCACAGCCACCGUGGAUGUGUCCUGGGCCCAGGGGACGCCGCUGCCCCCCUGGGAGGGCCAGGGGCCCCUGGAGAUCCUGCAGCUGGACUUUGAGAUGGAGAAUUUCACCAGCCAGUCGGUCAAGCGCAGGAUCAUGUGGCAUAUCGACUACCGUGGCCACGGUGCCCUGCCUGACCUGGAGCGGGCAGUCACCGAGCUCACCGUCAUCCAGCGCGAUGUGCAGGCCAUCCUGCCCCUGGCCAUGGACACAGAGAUCAUCAACACAGCCAUCCUGACUGGCCGGACGGUGGCCAUUCCUGUCAAGGUCAUCGCCAUCGAGGUAACCGGCCUUGUCCUAGAUGUCUCUGCCCUGGUGGAAUGCGAAUCUGACAAUGAGGACAUCAUCAAGGUAUCCAGCAGCUGUGACUACGUGUUUGUUAGUGGAAAGGAAUCUCGCGGUUCCAUGAACGCCAGGGUCACCUUCCGCUACGACGUCCUCAAUGCCCCCCUGGAAAUGACAGUCUGGGUGCCCAAGCUGCCCCUACACAUCGAGCUCUCGGAUGCCCGCCUCAGCCAAGUGAAGGGCUGGAGGGUACCUAUCCUUCCCGACCGGAGAUCAGCCCGGGAGAGUGAGGACGAGGACGAGGAGGAGGAGGAGCGGCGGCAGAGCGCGAGCCGCGGCUGCACCCUGCAGUACCAGCACGCCACCCUGCAGGUUUUCACCCAGUUCCACACGACAUCGUCAGAGGGCACCGACCAGGUGGUCACCAUGCUGGGCCCAGACUGGCUGGUGGAGGUCACCGACCUGGUCAGCGACUUCAUGCGGGUGGGUGACCCCCGAGUGGCACGCAUGGUAGACAGCAGCACGCUGGCCGGGCUGGAGCCGGGCACCACCCCCUUCAAGGUGGUGUCCCCCCUGACGGAGUCUGUGCUCGGGGAGACGCUGCUGACAGUGACAGAGGAGAAGGUCAGCAUCACACAGCUGCAGGCCCAGGUGGUGGCCAGCCUCGCCCUCUCCCUGCGGCCCAGCCCCGGGAGCAGCCACACCAUCCUGGCCACCACGGCUGCCCAGCAGACCCUCAGCUUCCUCAAGCAGGAAGCCCUCCUGAGCCUCUGGCUCUCCUACAGCGAUGGUACCACGGCCCCACUCUCCCUCUACAGCCCCCGGGACUACGGGCUGCUGGUGAGCAGUCUGGACGAGCACGUGGCCACAGUGACCCAGGACCGGGCCUUCCCGCUGGUGGUGGCUGAGGCCGAGGGGGCCGGGGAGCUGCUCCGUGCAGAACUCACCAUCGCCGAGAGCUGCCAGAAAACCAAGCGCAAGAGCGUGCUGGCCACGACCCCCGUGGGCCUGCGGGUACACUUUGGGCGGGAUGAAGAGGACCCCACCUACGACUACCCUGGCCCCAGCCAGCCAGGGCCCGGCGGGGGUGAGGACGAGGCCCGGGGAGCCGGCCCGCCGGGCACUGCAGGACCCCCACCCGAGGCCGCGCACCCAGGCACUGCCAGCCCGGCCGUGCCACCCACAGAAGAUUUCCUGCCGCUGCCCACCGGCUUCCUGCAGAUGCCGCGGGGGCUGACGGACCUGGAGAUCGGCAUGUACGCGCUGCUGGGCGUCUUCUGCCUCGCCAUCCUCGUCUUUCUCAUCAACUGCAUCGUCUUCGUGCUGCGCUACCGGCACAAGCGCAUCCCGCCCGAGGGCCAGACCAGCAUGGACCACUCUCACCACUGGGUGUUCCUAGGCAACGGGCAGCCACUGCGGGUGCAGGGGGAGCUGUCGCCCCCAGCCAGCAACCCGAUGGAGACCGUGCCCGCCUGCUGCCACGGCGACCAUCACAGCAGCGGCAGCUCGCAGACCAGCGUCCAGAGCCAGGUGCACGGGCGGGGCGACGGCUCCUCCGGAGGCUCGGCCCGGGACCAGGCCGAGGACCCCGCCAGCUCGCCCACCUCCAAGCGCAAGCGGGUCAAGUUUACCACCUUCACCACGCUGCCCUCGGAGGAGCUGGCAUACGACGCGGUGCCUGCCGGCGAAGAGGACGAGGAGGACGAAGAGGACCUGGGGUGGGGCUGCCCGGAUGUGGCGGGUACCCCGCGGCCCGCUCCACCCCCCGACCUGCACAAUUACAUGCGCAGAAUCAAAGAGACUGCAUAGAGGAGCCACCCCGCCCCCCGUGGGGUGGGCUCUGUGUGGGACACAGCCGGGACCCUGCUCACACUCGAAGGGGGCCUGCUGACGUGGAUUUUAUACUCCAGCCCCUGCAGCUUUGCUCCUCCCAGCCGGCCGCAUCCUCCUCGCCUCACACCUUACCCUCCUCUGCCCCCAAGGGAGGAGGCGCCUUCCUCCUGGAGCUUGCUAAGAGGAAAGCAAUCCCGGCCCUCGUUCUACCCUUUGCAGCCCUCCUCCCGUCUUAGACAACCUGCCGCCCCAAGAGGGGGGGCAAGGAGGCCAAGCUUGGGCCGAGGGCCCACACGAUGCCCCACCCCGUCCCCUGUGUCCCCUGCUUCCCCCUGUGUGGGGGAGCUCUGGGGGGUCUUGUGUCACAAGCUGCACAAAGACUUUUCUCAAACCACUAUUCAGGGAUUUCUGUCCUGCAGGGUGGGAAGGCGGAGGCUGCCUGCCUUGCCAAGGAUCUUGCUGUGGACAAAACAUUUGGGGGGGCAGGGGAUAUUUGUAGCAUCUUCUGGCUUCUGGGUGCCCCCCCCCAUCCCUUCCCAGAACCUGGGAGCUGACUCUAAAGAGCCGUCUGUGGCCAAGCCAGGCACCUCUCUGAGAUCUCAGGACUCCAUCCUGUGCCCCCAAGGGCUGUGGGCAGGCCCUCAAGGGGGAGGAGUCUUCGGUCCACCCCAGAGCACUGUGGUCUGGGCGCCCGGGAGCCCUGGGUGCCUCCUGCCCGUCCCUCAGCGAGGUCAACCCUACGCCUUAGCCGCCCCUCCCGCUCCGCUGGCGGCUCCUUCCUCUCUGCAGGGGCCGCCCCCCACCCCCCACCAGGUGGAACCCGGUGGGAGGGGCGAGGGCACUAGGCAGUGCUGGGAAGGACCGUGGGAAGAGCACGGCAGAAGGGAGCUGGCAGCUCCCCUACCCCAUCCCACAGCCGCCCUCCUCUCGGGUUCUACCCACCACUGUGUCGGAUUUUUCUGAAAUAAAUGGAAGCGACCAGACUGGGGGUGGGGGCGGC
Molecule: messenger RNA, 4314 nt
Organism: Hippopotamus amphibius kiboko
Lineage: Eukaryota; Metazoa; Chordata; Mammalia; Artiodactyla; Hippopotamidae
Gene: TMEM132E
Product: transmembrane protein 132E
Exons: 9
Coding region: 66-3290 (1074 amino acids)
Source: RefSeq, a predicted model, not a curated record